ACAGCCGAAAGUAAGGAAAGUCAUGCGCUGAUGGAAACAUCACUUGGAGAGGACUUCACACCACAUUUACCAAGCAGUCUAAUUUUAGACGGAAUAAUUACGCUAUUAGCUCAACUCUCUUGCUGCAGUUGUUUUUCCUUCUAUGGCAUUUUACAAGGACGAUGGCCAGGAGGACGCGCGAGAGUGUCCAGUGUGCUAUGAGUGUCUGUCGGGCGCUGAAAGGACUCUGAGCUGCGGGCAUGUAUUCUGUCACGACUGCCUGGUCAAAACGCUGGUCAGCAGCGAUGGAAACAUCAGAGACACGAUCGUUUGCCCUAUCUGCCGACAUCUCACGUUCAUCAAGAAACAAAAGGAAGCGCUGGGGUCCCUUGCGGCGGACAAGGAUCCAAAUCCAGAUGAAGCGCAGACCCUGGAGGUGCCUCUCCCUCUGUCACUGGGACAGCUCCAGGGCGCACGGCGCGCCUCGUGGAACAGUUCACUUAGGGGAGUUAAUUGGAUCGUUGACCUGUUCAGGGGGAUCUCUGAGCGAGUCCGUCGACAGCGGUUGAUCAGCCCCAGACAUACUGCAUCUCAGAUCUUUAUCAUAAGCGCUCAAGGGCGACCCAUGGCUGAAGAAGAUGCGCUCAGUGUUGUGAUGACUGUGGUUCAACCCCAGCGCAGGCGAAGGCGCAGGAUUUGCACAACUGCACGAUGCCUCCUCGUUUUACUGUCAGCCUUUACCAUACUGGCACUGGUGGCUGCGACUUUACCCUGGAUUUUGUUGGCAUAGUACAGUGAUGUGGGAGUCUGGAUUAUGAAGUGCCAAUGAUGAUGAUGAAUGAUGAAAUGACAUUUAGAGAAAAAAACUCUCCUACACAAAUCCAAAUUUAUCCAUCAGCUAUCCAAUGAAGUGUGUGAAACUGGACUUGCCCGAUCAAAAAUAAUCUGAGCAUCAAUGUAAAACCAAUCUGCUGAAAAUGUACAAUUCAGGAAAGAUAUAUAUCUUAGUUUGCAACAUGAUUUUAAAGAUAUGAUCAGGCAUUGUCAUUGCCCUCCCUGGUUUUAGGGAAAAGACAGGGAGUUUAUUGGCAUGCCCACCUCUUUUAUGUGUAUUACCAAGCAACAGUCAAGCAAAGUAAAGGUUGGAAAAGCCCUGACAGCUAAGCCUUUUGUUUUGCAUUCCUGUCUGUGACAAGUUCUACCUGUUUUCUGAAAAUGCAAGAAAUGCAGGAAAUUAUAACGAUAUCAACGCACAUCCGAAAACUUCUGAAUUCAAUGAGAGUGGACAUUUUGGAGAUCUAGUUUAAACAAUUU
Messenger RNA from Seriola dumerili (greater amberjack), 1293 nucleotides. RefSeq names its product ring finger protein 222 (gene rnf222). Lineage: Eukaryota; Metazoa; Chordata; Actinopteri; Carangiformes; Carangidae. The record is from RefSeq and is a predicted model, not a curated record. The transcript has a single exon. The coding region runs from base 143 to 769 and encodes 208 amino acids.